Messenger RNA from Gopherus evgoodei (Goodes thornscrub tortoise), 1680 nucleotides. RefSeq names its product glycerophosphodiester phosphodiesterase 1 (gene GDE1). Bases 506 to 1264 code for a protein of 252 amino acids. The transcript is spliced from 7 exons. NCBI's taxonomy places the organism in Eukaryota, Metazoa, Chordata, Testudines, Testudinidae. Gene Ontology annotation, molecular function: phosphoric diester hydrolase activity. The record is from RefSeq and is a predicted model, not a curated record. Gene Ontology annotation, biological process: lipid metabolic process.
GGCGGCCAUCAGACAGAUAUGAUUAUCUGAAGUCUCCAUUCCUCCUUCUGUUUUGGACUACUGUGCUAGACUCUCACUUUUAUUCUCUUAUUUUCAUAAAAUCAAGUGGGUACCAGAGAAUGUUACAUUUGUCUUUGUUUUCAUGUAAAUCAGACUGCCCUUGCCACCACUAUCUUGAAACUGAGAUUAUGUAAUUUAUUUCAAAUUCAAGUAAAAAUUACCAGCUGCUAUAAAGCUUGUUCACAAAGUUGUUUUUUUUCCCCCGCAAGGAGGGACAAUGGGGGUUUCUUCCACUUUAAUUUUACAAUAGAAAUGUCUAAGAUCUCAAAUACUAUGUUGGAUGAAGGGAUUAAUUCAGUCUAUAUCAUCAGAGAAGGAAAUAUUGUAUAAAAUCUAUAUUUAGAACACCUGGUAUUUGAUGGACUAGGAAUUUUUUUUCAGAGGAGGAAAAAAAACACGGUGCAGGAUCCUUUUCCUGUGCUGUUAAUAACAAUUGCCCCAUGUGAUGCCUGCUAUGCAUGGUGGAAAAGCAGCUGAGAAUGGAGCCACAGGCGUGGAGCUGGACCUUGAAUUCACUGCAGAUGGCAUUCCCAUUCUAAUGCAUGAUGAUACAGUAGAAAGGACAACUGAUGGGUCUGGGAGUUUACGUGAUUUUACGUUUGAAGAAAUUAGGAAGCUUAAUCCAGCCGCAAAACAUAGACUAUGGAGAGAUUUCCGGGGUGAAAAAGUACCAACUUUGAAAGAAGCUGUUAUGGAAUGUAUGCGUUAUAACCUCAUAAUCUACUUCGAUGUCAAAGGCCAUGCAAAUCAGGCAGUUGAUGCCCUAAAACUCCUCUAUCUGGAAUAUCCUCGUUUGUACAACAGUAGCAUUGUCUGCUCUUUCAUACCAGAGAUCGUCUAUAAGAUGCGGCAAUCUGAUAGGAAUGUUGUUACGGCAUUAACACACAGGCCCUGGAGCCUUAGUCAUUUUGGAGAUGGGAAGCCUCGUUUUGAUUGCUUUUGGAAGCACUAUGGAUAUAUGAUGAUGGACAUCAUUCUGGACUGGAGCCUGCACAACUUCUUGUGGUACCUGUGUGGGGUUUCAGCUUUCCUCAUGCAGAAAAAUUACAUUUCACAAGAGUAUGUGAGGCAGUGGUCUUCACGAGGAGUUCAAGUGGUUGGCUGGACAGUGAACACAUUUACAGAAAAAAUGUACUAUGAGAACGUCCUUGAGACCAGCUAUAUCACAGACAGCUUGGUGGAGGACUGUGAUCCUCACUAUUAGACUUACACUAUAUGGGACUCUUAAAUAUGCCAUCCUGGUUCAUGCAGAUCUGAGUUCAGCACCAAAGGGUCCAAAGAUGCAGAAUGAGGCUGCAUACAUAAGUUGGGUUUUUUUUGCUUGUACUGUACGAUUGGAUCUUAAAUCACAGCAAAUCCCUCUGUCACACUACUAGGCCGAGCCACAAUCAGCAUUAGCGCUGAGGAGAAAUGUUGUGUGCCUCUGCUAUCAGAGGAAAUUGUUGUAUGGUCUAAAAUGAUCAGUUGUGAUCAUCUGAUUUGGUAACUAGUAAUACAGACAGGUGGCUUAUAAGUCAUCUAAUCAAACUGUUUCUUUACUUGAUUUAACCCUUUUUUAAGUCGUCAGCAGCUUUUGAAUGCCUAAUUUUAAACUGUACAUUAAACAAUCUGCUCCUCAAA